This is a messenger RNA of Leptomonas pyrrhocoris, 2975 nucleotides long. Its product is annotated as putative mitochondrial mitochondrial RNA binding complex 1 subunit. The record is from RefSeq and is a predicted model, not a curated record. The coding region runs from base 246 to 2975 and encodes 909 amino acids. NCBI's taxonomy places the organism in Eukaryota, Euglenozoa, Kinetoplastea, Trypanosomatida, Trypanosomatidae. The transcript has a single exon.
AGCUUUUCUAGAGCAGCAGACAGACGCCUCUGCACGUCGUUCGAUAGUCUCUGUGCGAGUAGUGCGAGUUGUGGUGGUGCUUCGGUCGCUCCGCGAGUAUAUUCUAUUUUCUAUCAUCAUUCCCUUUGUUUUCUUUGCCUUUUCCACUCUCUAAGAAGACUCCACUCAUCUGAUUUGUUUGUUUGUUUGUUUUUGAUUUGCACUCUCUUCUCCCUCUUUUGCUUUUGGCGGAGUUGAGAAGAAAAAUGGAGCCGCACAAAUUGCUCGCGCUGCUCUCGCGCACCCGCAAGCCCAUCUUUGCCGCCACAGAGGACGUCACACGCACAACGGCAUCGUUGUUGGCGCUGGCCCCGUACCUCGACGCGCGCGAGAUCCGCGAGACCCUUCCGCCUCUGCGCAAAUUUGCCCGCCACAAUCCCGCCCUCCUGCACGCGGCAUUGAAAGAAACGGAGGUGGUGCCGACGGUGGCGCUGCACGGCAGGCGUCUCGCCAUGCUCGCGCGGGUGGUGCCAACGACCAAGACGGACGCGUCCGCCGAGCUGUGGGCCGUCAUCACCUCCACCACAGUCAGUGCCCUUGCGGCUCAGGCAUGGUCGCCGGCAGAUUUCAACGUCAUCGUCGCACAUCUUCGCCGGCAAAGAAGCUACGACGCCGCCCUGGUGGACGCGGUGGUGUCGUACGUUGCCGCUGUCCUCCCAGACGCGUCGCCCACCGAUCUGCCCGCGCUGAUCUCGAUUGUGGCAUCUCUGCCGGAAGUGACCACGCACCCUGCGAAGCUGCUCGACGCUGCGGCGGAGCGCUGUGCCGCCGUCGCCGAGGUCUUAACUCCUGGUGCGAUUGGGCACAUAUGCGGCCAGUUUAACCGCACCCUGUGUGUCAACGCGAACGCGGUCGUCGUCUUUCAGGAGGAGGCCGAUCGCUGUGCUGAGAAGGGCGACGCCUUCACAGCUGUGCAGCUCUUCUGCUUUGUGGCGCGACACAAGGCGGAGCACAUCAGUACGGACGCCCUCAUUUGGCUGAUGGAGCGGCUGGCGAGUGAGGAGCUGGACGUGGCGUCGGUGGAGUCGCUCUGCGCUGCUGUGGCGCACCUGCCCCACGCGGCGCGCGUCGCCCUGCGUCAGGAACUGACCGACUUUGUUAGCCACGUCUCAUCGCAGACGAAGGAGUUGUUGUCGCAGGUGCCCGUGGAGCAGGGCGGGCUGCGUGGUUCGACUGACACGGAAGCUGUGCAGGUCUUUGUGUCCCACUUUCUAGAGCUGUCGACCGCGUUGAACGACACGGAAUUUCAGUGGCCGACGGAGUUUCGCGAGGCGGCCGACGCGUGUGCGGACGCUGUGGAGCCGCUGCAGGAGAGUCUUCUGUCCGCGGAGAGCUCGCCCUUCGGGUUGAUGAUGCGCCUGUUGGAAGGCCCGACAAACAAGUGCAAGCAGCUCGGCUCAGCCAUGCUGCGCGAGGCGUCGAGCCAGUGCAUGUCAUUCCCCGCCCUUCAAGUAUUUCGCUUCCUCCUCGUCAUGGGUGACCAAAAGAUUCACGACCCCGCCACGAUGCGCUACCUGCGUGAUCAAUUUGCGAAGACAGCCGCGGACAUCCCGCCAGUGCAGCUGAGCACUGCGCUUCGCUGUUUGAACGUGGUGACAGAGAGAGAGGGGGGAGGGAAGGCAAAGGCAGACGACAGCAGCAGCGUGGCGUCGUCGAGCGCUCCUGCAGCGGGCACAUCCGCACCGUCUGCCACCGCGAAUGGCGUUGUUGCAGGGGAGUCAGAGGAGGAAGAUGAUUACGAGGAGGAGCGCCUUGCAGAGUUCCUUCGGUUUUGUGUUGAGAAGGCGCGCAAGCAUCUGUCAGAGGGCGCCCCUCUGCGAUGCGUGAUGUCCACCGUGGAAAACCUGUACCACCUUGGCUGCCGUGACGCCGGCUACUUCGACGACGUCGCCGCCUACAUCGAAGUGAAGAGAGACGCCGUGACGGCGGAAGCGGAGAGCGCGGACGCGGCCGCUGUUGUCUGCCUCGCCUUCGGCGCUGCCUUGCUGGAGCAAUUUCCCGAGGUUCACGAGUUCCUGCUAGACGUGGUGGGGCGUGGCGUGAAGGGCGAGGCGGCCCUGUCGCCGACGCAGUGGAUGAAGCUGCACGACCCCUCUUCCACCCUCUCCCCUCUCACGCCGCAGCAGCAGGAGAGCUGGGACAUCGUGGAGGAGAUGGUGCGCACCCGCGCCGACGACACCGCGGCGCUGAGGAAGCUUGCGGAGCGGUACCUGGAGCUGCUGCCCCAAACGCGGCCCGACGACCACAAGUACUUCUUUGGCGUCUUUGAAGAGAAGGUGCUGAAGGAAGACAAGCUGCUCAAGCAAUGCCUCGACGCCAUUGUCGACUCCGGUAAGCUGUGCCGCCUGUCCGCGCCGACCAUUGCGGGCAUGCUGCAGAGUCUCGCGUCCGUGCGCUUCACCUACUUCGCCUCGGUCAAGCGCUUCCUGUCGAGCAUCACGACCGAGCAGUGGAUGUCGAUGGAGGCGGCGCCGCUAGUACAGAUUCUCUGCGGCAUGGAGAAGCUGUCCUUGCGCACGCCAGCGGUGCUGCGCCAAAUCGGGGCUCGGCUGAGCGAGCUGUGCCGCUUUCUCACGCCGCUCGACACCGCCAUGGCGAUUCGCGCGUUCCAGUCGCUCGGACUCAACGAUCCGCCGCUGCUGACCAAGUUGGUGGCGCACGCGGCGGCCUCGGCGAAGCGCUUCGACGAGGCCAGCAUGACAGUGCUCUUCAGCACACCCUCCAUUCACCGACUCAUGGCGGCUCCGGCAAUCGCGCAGCCGCUGCUCCUGCAGGCAAGCGUCAAAAUUCACUCUCCGCACCGACGAGAGAAAAUAUCGAGCUGGGUACGCAAGUCAAGCUUGCCGCGCGACUUGAUCGAGAGCACCACCACGCGACUUCAGCUGCCGGGCAAGAAUGCCGCAAGGAAUCAGAAUGUCACGCUUCGUCUCACAUAA